Molecule: messenger RNA, 2986 nt
Organism: Clarias gariepinus (North African catfish)
Lineage: Eukaryota; Metazoa; Chordata; Actinopteri; Siluriformes; Clariidae
Gene: gfod1
Product: glucose-fructose oxidoreductase domain containing 1
Exons: 2
Coding region: 531-1748 (405 amino acids)
Molecular function (GO): nucleotide binding
Source: RefSeq, a predicted model, not a curated record
CCCACAGGAGUGAGUGAGAGCUGCUGCAGGAGGAAAGGGGUUAACAGGGAGGAGGAGGAGGAGUGAGUCUCACUGACACACUGGCCGCAGUACUGACAGACGCACAGCACGGAGGGUGUCCGUCUUCUCGGUUAAAGCUCGAGCGCUUGUAAUUCGCCCUGUUUGCACGCGCGUCUCAGGAGACGGACAUGACGCGCGCGCUGCUCUUCACUGCACCCGGCUGAUGCCUUUUUUAUUUUUUUAUUUUAAAAAAAAAACACGUUUGUUUCUUGGCGUGUACUGCGUGUCUACUCUUCUGGAUUUACAGGAUGCUGAAUUAAUUACGAUAAGCAGACACAGUGCGUAGACGAGGAGGAGGCGAAAAUGCUAGGCAGCGGCGGAAGUGGCGCGCGCGCGGUGCAGGUGGAUGGCCGACCUGAUGCUACUGAGAGAUAGAUAGAGCGACAGAGAGAGGGACAUACAGAUAUAUAUAUAUAUAUAUAGAGAGAGAGAGAGAAAUAGAUAUUGUGAGAGCGAUUGUGUGCUUGUGCAUGCCAUGCUGCACUAGCCCGUGUGUGUACGCUGUGAUCGCCAUGCUGCCCGGGGUCGGGGUGUUCGGCACCAGUCUGACAGCGCGGGUGAUCAUCCCGCUGCUUAAGAGUGAGGGUUUCUCCGUGGAGGCGCUGUGGGGCCGCACGCAGGAGGAGGCCGAGGAGCUGGCCAAGGAGAUGGACGUGCCCUUUUACACCAGCCGCAUCGACGACGUGCUCCUGCACCAGGAUGUGGAUUUGGUGUGCAUCAACCUUCCACCGCCGCUCACCCGCCAGAUCGCCGUCAAAACACUGGGUAUUGGCAAGAAUGUCAUCUGUGAUCGCACAGCCACACCGCUGGACGCCUUUCGCAUGAUGUCAGCAGCGCAGUACUACCCCAAGCUGCUGAGCAUUAUGGGUAAUGUUCUGCGAUUUCUUCCAGCUUUUGUGCGCAUGAAGGAGCUGCUAGAGGAGGGCUAUGUGGGAGAACUGCUGGUCUGUGAAGCACAGGUGCACGGCGGUAGUCUUUUGGGCAAGAAGUACAACUGGAGCUGCGAUGACUUGAUGGGCGGUGGAGGACUUCACUCUGUGGGCAGCUACAUCAUCGACUUGCUCACAUUCCUGACCAGCCGGCGUGCCAUCAAGGUGCAUGGUUUCCUCAAGACUUUCAUAAAACAGACGGACCACAUCAAGGGCAUCAGACAGAUCACCAGUGAUGACUUUUGCACUUUUCAGAUGGUGCUGGAAGGAGGAGCCUGCUGCACCGUGACUCUCAACUUUAACGUGCCGGGUGAGUUUCGGCAGGAGGUGGUUGUGGUUGGAACGGCUGGACGACUCACAGCGAGUGGCACUGACUUGUAUGGGCAAAAGAACAGUGGCAUGGAAGGCCCUGAGCUACUGCUCAAGGACAGCACACCUUUAGGCAAUGCCUCGCUGCCUGAUAAGGCCUUCAGUGACAUCCCGACGCCCUACCUCACUGGCACCAUUUACAUGGUCCAGGCUAUACGACAGGCCUUCCAGGGGCAAGAGGAUCGUCGGACUUGGGACGGACGGCCACUCACCAUGGCCGCCACUUUUGAGGACUGCUUAUAUGCUUUGUGUGUGGUGGACACAAUCAAGAAGUCCAACCAGUGCGGUGAAUGGCAGAACAUUGUAGUGAUGACGGAGGAACCUGAGGUCAGUCCAGCGUAUCUGAUCAGUGAGGCCAUGCGACGCAGCAGAAUGUCACUGUACUGCUAGAGCUGCUUGACUAAUGACUAAAUAAAUGUGGUUGCAGUUUGGAAAUUAAUUACUGGGAUUUACUUUGGAGUUAAAACAACACCUGCUGAAUUUUAUGGUUUUAAAUUGAAGGAAUGAUCAGAAAUGCAAACAGCAAUAUACUCUUUCUGCUUUCUCUGAACGACACUGCUUCUAAAAGAAAUCACACUGGAUUCAUGGAGGAUAAGUUGAAAUAGUACAGCAGAUUUUUUCAACACUGGAAUACCACUCAAAAAAACAUUAAGCUGUGGAAAAUGUUAUGGUUUUGUCCUUCUUGCAUGGUGAUGAGUGUGCAAACCCACUGGUCUGUCCUGUGUAAGUGUCCUGUGUGUGUAGAACAUUACAAAAAUCAAUAGUUUGGCUGGUAGGCCUUUUAGAGAGGAUCUCCCCUCUAAUCAGUUACGCAAUAAAUCUGCCUAGAUAUGCUUGCAUUCUAAAAUACAAAGGAAUGGCUCGUUUUUUUUUCAGCUGCGCCUGUAAAGGACAGUGUAAUUCCAGCAUGUGCAAGUCUACCGUUCAUUUAGCCACUAAUUCUGUCCUUCAGCUCUUACACAAAGCUGGCCAGCUUGUUUUGAAGCUUGAUGCAUUCUGUGUGUGAUGCAAAGCCACACUUGCAUGAAUAUAUAAGGGCUGUAAAUCUCAUCUCAAAUAAUUAGCGUUGGCCUUUGGUUAAUACAGCGUGGGUAGGUGUUCCAGCAUGCAGCUGCCUGCACUGUAACAGUGUCGCAGUUGGCAAUAAUUACUAUAAUUAUGGUUGAAGCAAACAAGUGGUAAAUGUGGCAGACGACACAGAAUAUAAAGCAAAAUAGUAAACAUCCCCAUUGUUUUAUAAAUUUAUAGUUAGCGUACACUAAGUGUCAUUGGGCUAUUACAUGGCAGAAACAGUUACAUGAACAAUGUAUAAUACAUUUUGUUUACAUGGUCAGGUUACAAAUCUGAUACAGUUUAAUGCCAAUUUUACACUUCAUAGCUUUCAUCCGUAUGCGCUAAGGUAGAUUUAGGAGUUCUGAUGACGUGUCAUGUUUAGAUUUUAUGUCCAGCCAUGUUCCUGCACUUUCUUGAGCACUAGACAUAGGUGAGUCAGUUGUAAGCAUAAAAAUAUGUAUACCAAAAUAUAUUCAAAACAAUGCAAAACCUAAUUACUACGCACUGCUUGGUGAUGUCUUGAUGGUAAGAUGAUCCCAAAUUAGCUAUGUUUUUAGUGCAUACUUUUAAUAGAA